AUGCGGCCGAAUCCCACGGGGGAGGGGUCCGCGAUUCGCGGUUCGCGCAAGAGUAAAAACGGUGAUUUAUUACAUAAAUGCCCCGUAAUACAGGCAAAGUUCUUACUUCGCGCGCUCAAGAUCGAGAAUGACAGAUACCGCAUCACGACAAAACGCGGAGACGACGGCGAGACGAUCACGCAGACGACCGCGCGCACGAAGGCUCUCAACGCACUAGUACAGCAAAUCAAGCACUUCCGCGACGAACAAGAGAGCCUGAUGCCACGCUUACAUGCCACGCUUACGGCUGAAGAACGCCACCCCGACCGCUCGAAUGCGUUGACGAUUAAGCUCUGGCUACCGUCGGACCUUCCCAAAGACGAUGACGGCGCUUCAUCGGCUCUUCGCGCUCUGGAAGUGCGCAUGCGGUGGGCCGCGAUGUCGGAUGAACUCGACAAUCUUCUGCAUCAACUACGGCUGCGCGGAUGCCUGAACCGCUUCAAGAUCCUCAAUGUCAAGGGUCAGCGGGCGAACACGCGCGCGAGAACGGCCCAGGACGCUGUGGACGCCAACGUGAAGGCCGCGGCGAAUGCUUACAGGCGUCAUCGGUCUGCAUACUUUGCGCUUGUUGGUGCUGGAGAUUGGGAGAAGACGAUGCGCACGCUAGCCGACACGGACUGCAGAGGACUGGGGGAUCGGCUCAUCGAGCAAAUGGAGGGCAUGUCGGUAUACGCGGCGCGGGAGUUCGUGGCGCAGAGGAAGGGCAAGACCUCGUCCGGCGAGACAAAGUAUGAGCUGCCCUGGAUUUGGUACCGCAAGGGCGACGACGAAGACGAAGACGGCUUGAAGAUCACGAAUGAGCUGAUGCUGGAAUGGUUGAAGAGCCGUGCGCGCGCGCGUAACUGGGUGGAAGAGGUGUGGAUGGUGGACGAGGAGAUGAGCCGUGUGCUGCGCUUUAAUGCGUCGAUGGUUCGCAUCUGGGAGGAUCGCUGUUACGGAAUUCUUUUGGACGGUACUUGGGACGGAAAAGCACCUACGGACGCCAGCGGCGAUGACACCGUCGCCGAUGGGAAACUCAAGUCUGACGAGACGGUGCAGUCAGUCGCGGCGCUAGACGCCACCGGCGAGAGCUUCGCGCGCUGGGCUGCCAACCUACGCGCAACCAUCGCGGUCGAUACUCAGGGGACGUGGGAUGCCGACCACGCCUGGGCGGACGGUGUUCGCGCGUAUGCGCUGAAGCAAGCUUCUAUCCGCCGAGUGCAGGCGGAGGUCUGGGCGCGUCGAUUCAAAGUUCCGAGAGAGGAGGGCGAGCUCUUCAAGAGGAACCACGGUCUCGACGGCUUGUGCACGGCGCCGCUCGUGCUGGUGCCGACCGAAGAAGACCAAGAAGAGCUCAAGAAGAAGAAGAAGAACGCGAAGAAGUUGGCCAAGGCCAACUCACAUCCUCGACGGUUACUUUGA
Messenger RNA from Peniophora sp. CBMAI 1063, 1440 nucleotides. Lineage: Eukaryota; Fungi; Basidiomycota; Agaricomycetes; Russulales; Peniophoraceae. The record is from the annotation of a GenBank genome assembly.